GUAACUGAAAAGAAACCGAUGAACAAGUAAAGUGUUCAUCUCUCUCUCUCUCUCUCUCUCCCCAUCUCUCUCUCUCUUCCUCUCGUUUCAGCCAACGUCGUCGUCACGAUCCAACGACGAUUCAGCUCCGAACCACCAUCGAUUCUCGCUUCGACACCUCAUUCCUUUUCAUUUCCUCGUCCUCUCUCUCAAUUCCCCUCCAAUUCAAAGCCCUAAUCUCCCCCAAUUCAACCCCACCUCACCUCCUUUCGAGAUUCCACGACCUGGGUCUUGAUCCCAACCAAUCAAAUCUCAGAAGCCCUCAAAAUUUCUCAACAAAGUCACCACCUUUCAAUCCCUUCUCUGUUUUGAAUGGACGCAACCACGGAGUCAACCUCCCACACGGAAACCCUCAACGGCACCCACGAGUUCAAGAUCAGCGGCUACUCUCUAAUCAAAGGCAUGGGCGUGGGCAAAUACGUCGCCUCCGAGACCUUCACCCUCGGCGGAUACUCCUGGGCCAUCUACUUCUACCCCGACGGGAAGAGCCCCGAGGAUAACUCUGUGUACGUGUCUCUCUUCAUUGCAUUAGCGAGCGAAGGAGCUGACGUCAGGGCUUUGUUUGAGCUCACGCUCGUUGAUCAGAGCGGGAACGAAAGGCAUAAGGUUCAUAGCCAUUUCGGGAGGACGCUCGAGAGUGGGCCUUAUACUCUUAAGUACAGAGGAAGUAUGUGGGGAUACAAGCGGUUUUUCAAGAGGAGUCUUUUGGAGUCAUCUGACUAUUUGAAGGAUAAUUGUUUGUUGGUUCGGUGUUGUGUGGGGCUUGUGAAGUCAAGGACAGAGGGACCGAGGAGUUAUAAUAUCCCUGUGCCGGUUUCUGAGUUUGGUCGUCAGUUUGGGAAGGUUUUGGAGAGUGGGAGAGGAGCUGAUGUGACUUUCCAUGUUGAUGGAGAGACGUUUCCUGCUCAUAAGCUGGUUCUUGCAGCUCGUUCUCCUGUUUUUAGAGCGCAGAUCUUUGGCCCGUUGAAGAGCCGUGAUACUGAAUGUAUUGACAUAGAAGACAUGGAAGCUCCCAUUUUUAAGAUGUUCCUACAUUUUAUCUACUGGGACGAAUUGCCUGAUAUGCAAGACGUUAUGGGGACAGACUUGAAAUGGGCAGCGACUCUUGUGGCUCAGCAUCUGCUUGCGGCUGCAGAUCGUUAUGCUCUUGAACGACUUAGAACAAUCUGCGAGUCACAACUCUGUGAAGGGAUUAGCAUCAACACGGUUGCAACCACCUUGGCUCUAGCAGAGCAGCAUCAUUGUUUCCAGCUGAAAGCUGCUUGCCUCAAAUUCAUAGCUUCGCCAGAGAAUCUAAAAGCUGUGAUGGAAACCGAUGGGUUUGAUUAUCUGAAAGAAAGCUGCCCGUGCUUACUAAGUGAGCUUCUGGAGUAUGUGGCUAGGCUUAGUGAGCAUUCUUUAGCAUCUUCAGGGCAUGGGAAGGAGUUAUAUGUCGAGGGUUGUGACGUGAAUGGGAGACGAGUGAAGCAACGGUUACACUAAGUAGUAACUAACUCUUGAGGGUGAGAGUACUGAUGUUGGAGACAUUUGUAAAACAGAAUUGUAGAAGAGUCUUGAUUUGUGUAUUUGUCGUCAUUUGUAAAAGGAUUAGUGAUUGUGAUCUGUGUUGUCCAGUAAGUAGAGUGAAAAUGUUGUAUUUUUUUGUAUGGUCCCCAAAGAUUCUAUGAACAAAACUACUUAUCUCAAGAAAAAAAGGUUUCAUAGAGUA
Molecule: messenger RNA, 1747 nt
Organism: Brassica napus (rape)
Lineage: Eukaryota; Viridiplantae; Streptophyta; Magnoliopsida; Brassicales; Brassicaceae
Product: BTB/POZ and MATH domain-containing protein 2-like
Exons: 4
Coding region: 352-1521 (389 amino acids)
Biological process (GO): protein ubiquitination
Molecular function (GO): protein binding
Source: RefSeq, a predicted model, not a curated record